This is a messenger RNA of Camellia sinensis, 4103 nucleotides long. NCBI's taxonomy places the organism in Eukaryota, Viridiplantae, Streptophyta, Magnoliopsida, Ericales, Theaceae. The record is from RefSeq and is a predicted model, not a curated record.
AAGGGUUUCAUAACUCUGAGUAAAGCCUGUAAAGUUGAACCGAAUUUUUUUAAUUUGUUUUUUGGUUGGAACAGAACCGGACUUCGUAUACAAGAAACGUUGAACCAUCUUCAAUCUUCCACUAAUUCUUCCAUCUCCAUUUUUAGGCUUCACCAGGAAAUGGGUUUUUGGACUCUACUUGAAGGCUUUCUGCUCCUAGCAAAUGCUCUCGCAAUACUAAAUGAGGAGCGGUUUCUAGGUCCAAGAGGGUGGAGCUUCUCAGACUUCUCAGGAGGCAAGACAAAGUCAUUUAAGGGGCAGCUCAUAGGUCUUAUUUACGCAACACAAUACUUGAGAGUUCCUCUGAUACUCCUCAACAGUAUUUGUAUCAUUUUGAAAAUGGUGUCUGGAUGAUGUUGCAGCACCAAAUAGUGUUAGAUCGAGUGUGUGUUAGUCUUAGGUGAUCUUGUCACAUAUCUUGUAUUUCACCUUGGAGGUAUCUAUUCUGAUUUUUGUUCCAUUCAAACAGUGCUGUUUCAUACUGCUUCUAGAUUUUGGCAUGAACUAAUGAGGAUGAUGUCCGUGGUCCCUUUCUCCCUUUUUUUUUUUUCAAUCGGAGUCCAUGGUGAUGACCAAACCUCUUCUUUGACAUUUCAAACACAGAGUUAUGUUGACUUUUACAAGCUUGCAAAAAGCCUUCUUCUGGGUUUAUGAUGGUGGUUACUUGGCAAUGGCCUACUUUGUGCUUUGAUAGUUUUGCCCCUUGUGAGGUUGAUUGGCAUGGUUUAAUAAUUUAUCCAAUAACUGGUUGGCUUAUUCGGGAAAAUAGGUUUAGCGUUUGGCAUAAGAAAGAGUUCAGGGACACAACAGAAAUACAAAACAAAGCAAAAGAGGGCUAAACAGGAUUAAGGCCUUUCACAAGAGGCCCCAACUAUGUCUACAAUUAGCAGACUUGCAAUUUCAUUUGGGGGGUUGUCUAAAUCUACCAGAUUCUCCACUUGAUUUACACCCAUGUUUGCAAGUUGUUCUCUUCCCAGAGGAUGUAAGUAUCAACACAAUUGUAUCUAUGCAUUGAUGUCUUCUAGUAAAGCUCUGUAUGGAUAGUUGCUAAGAGUACCACUUGCUCUGAAUCCAUUUCAGUUGUAAUAUCUUGCAUGCUUUUCUUCAAGAUAAUAGUAAGGCCUUUAUAAAUUCUCCAAAGCUCAGCUUCCUCACUUGUAGUUGACUCUAAUUUUCCAUGGUAUCCAAGAAUCCAAGCUCCUCUAGCAUCUCUGAAUAGCCUACCAUACCCAGCAGGACCAGGGUUUCCUUUGGAACAUCCAUCCGUCUUGAGCUUGAUUUUUCCUGUACAAGGAGGACACCAGUUAUUUCUACAGAAUAAAGUUUCACGUGUGAAAUGAGCAGUUUGGAAGGCAUGAUGAAUUUCUGUAGCUUGUUGAUGAAUUCGUCUCGUAGUUUCUUGAGCAUAGCUUUCUUGUUGUCUGAACACCACACUAUUUCUAGCCUUCCAUAAUCUCCACAACGCAACCACAAAAACAGUAUCCCAAGAGACAUUUGAUAACUCUUUGCUAUUGCUCUUUAUGUUGUGUUGGAGCUAGAUGUCCAAUAGCAUUAGAUACUCUCCAGCUGUGAUUAAUUAAGAUUUCCCAAAUCUCCACAGCUUUCUAACACUCUCUCAGAAGAUGGUUCAGAUCUUCAUAGUAGAGUUGGCAUCUGGGCAAGUGUCAAUGUCGGUGAGACCUCUAAUCCUCUUUUGAUGGUUGGUGAGCACUUUGUUAAGCAUCAGCAGCCAAAUAAACCCUUUCAAUUUUUGAGGGAUUUUCAAUUUCCAGAUCCAACUCCAGUUGGAUCAAACCAUUAUCCUGAUUAGACGCUUGAUUGAUAAUCAGAUUAUAGGUAGCCCCAACUAAGAACCCAUCACUAGAUGAGCCAAUCUAGUGGGUGUUGUCUACUAGCUCAGUAAACUGUGGAAGGUGUACCUGUUGUAUUUGUUGUAGCGCAUGAUGUGGUAAAAUAUUUUCAACCUCAGACAGAUGCCAUCCUUAUUCCUCAUUAAGCAUAUUAGCAACCUUAACAUCCUCAUUGGUAUGUGGUCCUGGAAAAAGAGAAGUUAAUGGCCCAUCCCCGCACCACCAAUCUUUCCAAAAAUAAAUGUUCUUCCCAUUCCCAACAGUCCAUUUUGUGCUCUUUUUCAGAAUAUCUCUAGUCUUCAUAAUGUUCCUCUAGGUCUGUGAAGCAUUUUUAUUUGCAAGUCAGUUAGCAAAAGUGUGCUUGUGAAGGUAUUUGCCUAUAAGAAUUUUCGACCAAGCAACCUCUUUGUCUGACUUGAUUUUCCAGCCCAGUUUGGCUAAAAGGGCUAUGUUCUGGUCUUCAACUCUUCUAAGCCCCAUACCUCCUUCUUGCUUGUUCUUGCAAACUUGCUUCCAAUUGACCAAGUGAAUUUUCUUCCUUCCUUCCUGGUCCCCCCAUAGGAAAUUUCUAUUCAGCUUAUCAAUUUGUUUGCAGAUGCUUUGAGAGAGUUUAGAGGUUUGCAUGGUGUAGGAAGGUAUGAAAGAUGACACAAAUUGGAUCACUGUUGCUCUAAAUUUAGAUUGUACUUGUGUAAUGACUCACAUGCAUUUGAUUAAUUAGUUUAAUGACAUCUUUAGGUGCUAAUUGAUUAUGUGUUUGUUGUGAAAUUGCUUGUCUAAUUGUGUGAAUUAUAAGGAUUUGAAUUUAUAUUUGUUGUUCAUAGGAAGACUUGUUGAAAUUAUAACUUUAAACUAAAAUUGAGGGUCUUAGAGGCGUCAAAAACCAAAACUGAGUAAAUAUUUGUGAUCAUUAUAAUUUUUAGCGCCAAAUGAGAGGUUUAGUAAAAAUUGAUUAUGAAUUAAUUAAUUAGAUUUAAUUAAAUUCAUUCAAUCCUUAUAUAUAUAUAUAUACACAUAAGAGCCUUAGUUGUAGAGUCUUAGACUUAGACUCAACAAAAUAUCUUGCUGGAGAAAGAGAGAGUUCUAGAGAGCUCCGAGAAGAAGAAGAAGAAGAGAGCUUGAGGAAAAAGGAGGAAGAGUGGAGCUUUGAUCCCCAUAAAUCAUCACUCUAAGGUAGGAUUUCUCUCCUAAUUUCUUAGAUUUGAGUCAUUUACACUCUUAUCCUCUUGAAUUUCAGCUCAAUUAAGGAAGACAUCAUGCUUAGUUAAGGGUUUUGUGGUGUGAGAACUCAUAUGAUUAUGGAUGAACAUAAAAUAGAUGAAUUGUGUGAAUGAAUUCAAGAUUUGAGCAUGCAUAGCAUAAUUUCAUGAAAAUCAUGAUCACAAACUUGUUUUCUUCAUAGCCUCUCAUGAUUUCCUUUCUAAGCUUGAGCUUCAAGUUGUAUUUCUCAAUUCUUUAAUGUUUCCAAAGACUUUGGUCUUUCAUAUGGAAAUUGAGCUUCAAUUUGGAGUUAUGAUUGUUAUUUCAAGUGAGAUAUGUUUAAUUCAACAUGUGUUUUGAAGAGUUUUGGGUCUUGAAAUGUAUAAAAUUGAAGUUUGUGGUUGCAAAACUCAGCUCAAGAAUUGACACAGAUUUUUGGACUGGAAAUGAACCCAGACCGCACGUGCGGCCAGACCUCCUCUAUUCCACGUUGCAUUCUGCUAAAAUUGCACGUGCGGGCACAUGUGCAGUGGAGGUUUCACACAUGCGCCAGUGCUCCCACACGUGCGGUUUUCAGGGCGGUUUCGGAUUCUUUUUCUUUUCGUUUUUCGGACUUCCAGGCCUUCAUUUGCAUGGCUUUCACAUGUUUUUCACAUUCAUACGCAUAUCAUGAGCAUGGAUUAAAUUAGAGAACAAAUUGAACUAACCGAAUGAACAAUUAGUGAAUAAAUUGAAUCGAUUUAAAAAUCGACUGAAUGAAUUAAACGUAUUUUAAGAUGUUGUGUUUAGAUAUGUUUUUGUAGGUUGAUCCGUUGAGGUGUAUUAUCUGACCAAGCACGGUGGGCAACUUGAAGAGCAAGCCUAGAAGAACUCCUUAGCGAGCCACCAUCUGAAGCCCUUUGAGUUUGUUUUGGUGCUUCUGAGUUAAGGCUAAGUCUAGUUGGUUUUGGCAAAUGUUAUGUACAUGAAGUUAAAGUUUUGAUGAUAUGGAUAUAUGUAUAUGAAAGGUUUGUA